AUGCAGACUGCUUCUACAAACAUUUGUGAAAGAAUGGGUCACUCUCAGGAGCUCAGUGAAUUCAAGCGCAAUACUGUGAUAGGUUGCCACCUGUGCAAUAAGUCCAUCCGUGGAAUUUCCUUGCUACUAAAUAUUGUGGAAAGUGGAAGAAACUGGGAACAACAGAAGUCAGCCACUAGGCAGCUGCCUAGUUUACCUAGUGGAAGCACUGGCCGUAAAAGUGGGGCCAGUGCAUGCUGAAGCACACAGUGCGCAGAAGUCGCCAACUGUUUGCAGAGUCAAUAGAUAAAGACCUCCAAACUUUGCGUAGCCUUCAGAUUAGCACAACAGUGCAUAGAGAGCUUCAUGGAAUGGGUUUCCAUGGGUCAUUAGCUGCAUCCAAGCCUUACAUCACCAAGUGCAAUGCAAAGAGUCGGAUGCAGUUGUGUAAAGCACGGCGCCACUGGACUCUAGAGGAGUGGAGAUGUGUUCUCUGGAGUGAUGAAUCAUGCUUCCCUGUCUGGUAAUCCGAUGGAUGUGUCUGGGUUUGGCAGUUGCCAGGAGAACGGUAUUUGCUUGACUG
Staurois parvus is the source of this 562-nucleotide messenger RNA. The record is from the annotation of a GenBank genome assembly. Lineage: Eukaryota; Metazoa; Chordata; Amphibia; Anura; Ranidae.